UCAUCCUGUUUUCCGUUUCUUCCUGUGGGCCGCCGUCCCUCUCUCUUUAUCAGCCCUCCGCUUUCAUCCCAUAGGAGAAGCUCUGAUCACUUCAUCCAAUUCUGAACCCUAUCCUCUCUCUCUCACUCGGGAAGAAGAUAUUGGGGUCUCUGUUCUCAGAGGACUCUUCUAGACGAUUGAUGGACUGUUGCCUUCAUGCUUCCCUAGCGAAGAACCCGGUCUUCGCUCGCCAUAGUUCGGCCGUCGCCUUCGUUGAUCGCGCCUUCUGUCGUCGAUCGUUGGCUGGAUCCCGAUCGCCGAAGCUUGGUUCCGUCUCCUUCUCCGGGUUCUCGUCCUGCUUCCUGGGUUUACUUUUGAGAGAUGGGGCCGGACAGUGUGGCAGUAGAGUCAGAUACGGGAAUUCGACCUGUGUGAUCCUUCCAUUAGCAAGCGCUGGAGUCAAUGAGCGCGAAACCGACGCGGUCACUACGCCGUUGGAGCUGACAUCUCCUGCGGGCAAAUUCCUGACUGGUAUACUGCGGAACCAGCGGCAUUUAUUUGCCGCCGCCGUUGCCGAACAGUUGGAGCAAUUGGCGGAAGAUCGACAUGGUGCUAUCUCUCGCAAGCGGAGUAGCGCGGACACCGUUGAGUGGUUGCUUCACAGUAGGAUAGCAGAACUCAAGGAAGAAGAAUGCAAGGUUGCUGUUGAGGAGGUCAUGUACAUGCUGGUUGUUCACAAAUUUUUAGAGAUUGAUGUCCCCAUGGUUCCAAGGCUCACUAGAUGCACCUGCAAUGGCAAACUUGGUACAUGGCCUCUAAAGGACCACGAACUUGAAUCAGUUCAUGGAAGUGAGAUUCUUGAGAUGGUAGAAGAACAUCUCUGCAGGGUCCUUGGUCAGAGAGGGAAUGCUGUAGCCUCUGACAACUGGACUGCAACCAGGAUUCGCAGGCUUCACCUGGGACGAGUGUAUGCUGCUUCAAUUUUGUAUGGCUAUUUUCUCAAGUCUGCCUGGCAGAAGCAUUGCCUCGAAAAGAACUUCAUCAAUACAGAUCGAGAUUUCCCUGUCACCUGUACCAUAAGGCUUCCACCUCCUGGCUUCUGGCCCGGAGCUUCAGAUGAAGAAGUAAUUGCCACCGCUGCAACAGCCAAGCUUCAACCAUAUUCUACUUGUGCUUCUCGUGCACAAAUGCAAAUGAAAAAUGUGUAUAGAAGCACCUUCAAGAAAUACAUUCUUUCAUUUGAUAUGGAAUCUUUUCAAACAUGUGCAACACUGAAAUCAAAGGAAGCAGUGAAUCUGGUGGAGAAGCACUGUUGGGCACUGUUUGGUCGAUCUGGAAAUGCUGGCCUAGGUGAACUCCAGGAUGAUGAGAUACUCACAGUGACAUUUUCCAGCUUGAGGAGGUUAUUAUUGGAGGCUAUUGCUUUUGGUUCUUUUCUCUGGGAUGUGGAGAGCUAUGUUGACUCUGUUUAUAGAUUAAAUGAGUAGGAGCGGUUUUGUGCAUCUCUCUUUCUGGUUUUAGGUCUUCCAUUAGAUUAGUUUCAGGAAGUUCUUAACAAGAGAACUUGAAUUUGAAUUUCAUCGACCGGAUGUACAGUGUAAUUAAAUCUAUGUGAAUAGAGAUGAAGCGAGUGGUGUUCCUUUGCCCA
Molecule: messenger RNA, 1627 nt
Organism: Nymphaea colorata (pocket water lily)
Lineage: Eukaryota; Viridiplantae; Streptophyta; Magnoliopsida; Nymphaeales; Nymphaeaceae
Product: UV-B-induced protein At3g17800, chloroplastic-like
Exons: 3
Coding region: 180-1466 (428 amino acids)
Source: RefSeq, a predicted model, not a curated record